GACUUCACACAACCGCAAUAAGCAAUCAUGGCGGCCGCCGUCGACAGUGUUGUGAAAGUGCUGGGAGAGCAGUAUUACAGAGAUGCCAUGGAGCAGUGUCACAGUUACAACGCUCGCCUGUGUGCUGAGCGCAGCAUCCUCAUGCCUUUCCUGGACUCUCAGACUGGGGUCGCCCAGUCCAACUGUUACAUCUGGAUGGAGAAGAGACACCGGAGCGCAGGUGUAGCUCCGGGGCAGUUGUACACCUACCCAGCCCGUCGCUGGAGGAAGAAACGGCGUUCUCAUCCCCCUGAGGACCCUCGCUUGGCUUUCCCUCCUCUCAAAACGGCAGAAUUGGAACUGGGUUUGAAGCGUGACACGUUGGGCGCUGUGGAUGGCAGCAGCUUGGAGGCCCUGCUGAAAGGAGAGCCCCUCGACAGGAGGAGUGGAGUGGCAGACGCCCGCGCCCCGGAGGAUGACCAAGCCACCGUGGAGCCUCCUGCCACGUCCACGGCCACUCACACGUCCUCCGGGCGCAUCCGCAAGAGAGUCCUGGAUCACGAUGACUACCUAGAUGACCUGGACGAUGAUGACUUUGAGGAUGAGACUCCCAAGAGAAGAGGGAAGAGCAAGUCCAAGAGUCGCAGUGACAAGAAUGGUAAGAAGAAAAUGGAGGCUGCAGCCGCGGCGCUGGAGGAAAGAGACAAACCUUAUGCCUGCGACAUCUGUGGGAAGCGCUACAAGAACCGUCCUGGCCUGAGCUACCACUAUACACACUCUCACCUGGCAGAGGAGGAGGGCGAGGACCGCGAGGAGAUCGAGGAACCACCCACUCCUCGCCAGCAUGUGGAGCAGAAGACUACCAAGAAGGGUCCCAAUGGACUGGCGCUGCCCAACGAUUACUGUGAUUUCUGUCUGGGCGACUCCACCAUGAACCAGAAGACUGGCCAAUCAGAAGGGCUGGUAUCCUGCUCAGACUGUGGACGCUCAGGCCACCCGACAUGCCUGCAGUUCACACCCGUGAUGAUGGCGGCGGUGAAGACGUACCGCUGGCAGUGCAUCGAGUGCAAGUGCUGCAAUGUUUGCGGCACCUCAGAGAACGACGACCAGCUGCUGUUCUGUGAUGACUGUGACCGAGGCUACCACAUGUACUGUUUAAGUCCCCCCAUGAAUGAACCUCCUGAGGGGAGCUGGAGCUGCCACCUGUGUCUGGCUCUGCUGAAGGACAAGGCCUCCAUAUACCAGCAGAACCAGGGCUCCGCCCCCGAGUGACGUCACAUCAGUAAGUCGGACCCCCUCAGCAACGGGACCCCACACCCCCCGGUUGAAAAACAUCCGACCUCCCAGUCCGGAGCUGCAGGCUCUGUCCAGAUGUAGCUGAGUCAGAUCGCAGAUCAGAAGCCUUCAUAUCUACAGCAUAACGGGGAGAAAUGCAAAACCAAAACAGACCUCAGAUCAGUUAAGAUGGGGAUCAAACCGCCACUAACCUGCCUACAAAGUCCCUGCGGCUUGCCGUCAAACACACACACACACAAACAGACACACACAAACGCAGACACACACACACACACACAAGACACAGAGAGCAUGAAGUAACCAUAGUAACUGCUGUCUCCAUGGGAGCUCCCAGGAGCAGCGGAUCGGCAUCACAAUGAUCUGCACCCCCCCACUCAGAGACGCAGUGUGGACUGUCAACACAACGGUUUUUUUUCUGCCAAAAUUAUCUAUUUUUAUUCCCAGAAUGUGGGAAAAAGACCAAUUCACCAUGUGUAUUGUCCAAGAAUAUUAUUAUUACUAUUGUCAUUAUUAUUAUUGUUCUUGUUGUAGUGGACUUUUGUCUGAUCCAUCACAUCGGUUAUCUUUUGAAGAGGUUUCCCUGAGGGGAUCCGCUCAGUGCCAAGGUCCUUCAUCAUAUGAAAAUACACACGUCACACAGAAACUCGUCACUAUCACCUAAACCCUUGUGUUUCAUUUUAAUUCAGCAGGACAAAGACAAUGACUUUGACUUGUUAAAGCUCUUAGCACAAAAGCUCGGGCCUCGCUACUUUAGGGUUUGCUGCGAAACCAACUGUUCACUGCUGAUUCUGUUACUGGGUCUAUGAGUUAGUUUAACCGAACGCUAUAGAGCUGAGCAUGUAAUGUAGGUGAGCCUCAUUAGAUACAACACAUCUUACUAUAAUGUCAUUUCUCAAACUUUUCUCUCCAUCAGACAAAAGCUAAACUUCUCUUGUUUGGAAUAACCCGAGUCAGAUACUGAUAGCAGCUCCAUGUUUAAAGCCAACACACAAGACUCGUGACCAUGAAGGUGCAUCCGUUUCUCAAAGAUGUUUUUGUGGUAGCCAUCUAGAAAAAACGUUCGACAGUGACAUCGUCCUUCACCAGUGAUUGUAGUGACAUCUGCUGUCAGAGCGAGGACACUCAAAACCAUUAAUCAACUGUAGCUGCUUUUAUCAUUUGUCACACUGAGGCAGAUUUGCAUGCAGACUGCACCUGUACGAAUGCGCACACACUCACAUCACAAGUGGUUUUUUGUCAUAUUGUUUGUAACUUUUUUUUUAAACAUUUUAUAUUACCUGAUAAUCCAUUGGUAUUGGGAGUUUUUCUAGUAGAAUUUUGUAAAGUCUAUCGUAUAGCAAACACUUCAAGUAUAUAGCUCCUAAUGCAUUCUAUGUACUGUAUUGACUUUUUAUAUUUUUGUUAUGACUGUGACAUGUUUGAAUUUAUUUGAUUAUUCUGAAAUGUCAGACCUCCAUUAUGAGUAUUUGUAAAAUUAUGUACUUUGUUGUACUAUUUUUAUUUUUACAUUUUUUUGGUAUGAAAGCCAAUUUAGCCUGACUGAAAUAAAGAUCACUUUGAA
Pleuronectes platessa (European plaice) is the source of this 2836-nucleotide messenger RNA. RefSeq names its product zinc finger protein ubi-d4. NCBI's taxonomy places the organism in Eukaryota, Metazoa, Chordata, Actinopteri, Pleuronectiformes, Pleuronectidae. Gene Ontology annotation, biological process: nervous system development. Gene Ontology annotation, cellular component: nBAF complex. The record is from RefSeq and is a predicted model, not a curated record. The transcript is spliced from 11 exons. Bases 28 to 1251 code for a protein of 407 amino acids.